Penicillium taxi is the source of this 1359-nucleotide messenger RNA. RefSeq names its product type III PLP-dependent enzyme. The record is from RefSeq and is a predicted model, not a curated record. The annotation marks the transcript as partial. The transcript is spliced from 2 exons. Gene Ontology annotation, cellular component: cytoplasm. Gene Ontology annotation, molecular function: ornithine decarboxylase activity. NCBI's taxonomy places the organism in Eukaryota, Fungi, Ascomycota, Eurotiomycetes, Eurotiales, Aspergillaceae.
CGUACGAUUAUGGCACCUACUGCGUGUGUAUCGCCUUCUGAAGUGCGCUCUGUCAUCAAGAACGACUUCAUUAGCCAUGACCAUUUUGGUCUGAUCGCCAACCAUGGCGAGGAUGAGAUGUUGCAAUCUCGGUUGAUGGCCAAGGAACUUGUCCUGAAUGUCCUUAAGAAGCGCGCCGCUGAUGUGGAUUUGGACCACUGCGGUGCUGGAGAGGAGGAUCCAUUUUAUGUAGCGGAUAUGGGUGAGGUAUACCGCCAGCAUAUGCGCUGGAAGUUGAACUUGAGCCGUGUCAAGCCUUUCUAUGCUGUCAAAUGUAACCCGGACCCUGAGGUUCUUCGACUCAUGGCCCAGUUGGGCAAUGGAUUCGAUUGCGCCUCCAAAUCGGAAAUUGAUCUCGCCCUUCGGACGGGCAUUGAUCCAAGCCGGAUCAUAUACGCGCAGCCCUGCAAGACCAAAUCUUACCUCCGCUACGCCAGGGAGGCUGGAGUGAAGCAAAUGACCUUUGACAACGUCGAUGAGCUUUACAAGAUCAAGGCCACCUUUCCUGAGGCAGAGCUCUACCUCCGCAUUCUGACUGACGACUCAACCAGCCUGUGCCGACUGAGCAUGAAGUUUGGUGCGUCUAUAGACGUUGCUCAGCAGCUUCUUCAGUUGGCCAGGGAUCUCGAGUUGAAGGUUGUCGGUGUGAGUUUCCACGUCGGCUCAGGUGCCGAAGACGCUAGUGCUUUCUUGACAGCGGUCCAGGACGCGCGCUUGGUGUUCGAUCAGGCUGCUGAAAUUGGCCACGACAUACACACUCUCGAUGUCGGCGGUGGCUUCUGCCAGGAUACCUUUGAGAAGUUCUCUGCCAUCCUGAGCGACGCUCUGGAAACCUACUUCCCGCCACACAUUCGUAUCAUUGCCGAGCCCGGCCGUUACUACGUUGCCAACGCCUUCACUCUCGCAGCCAAUGUGAUUGCGCGUCGUGACAUUCCUGAUCCGCAGGACCCUUCGCGCGAUGCGUACAUGCUCUACCUCAAUGAUGGUGUGUAUGGCAACUUUUCAAACAUCAUUUUCGAUCACCAGCACCCCGUUGCCCAGAUCCUUCUCUCGGCAAGCGACAGCCAGCCUGGCACUCCGAAUUCUGCGACUUCGGAGCCCAUCCCGUACUCAAUCUGGGGUCCCACCUGCGAUGGUAUUGAUAUUAUCACCGAGCGCAUUAACCUGCCUGGUCUGCUGGACAUUGGUGAUUGGCUCUUCUUCGAGGAGAUGGGUGCCUAUACCAAGUGCAGUGCCACUGCCUUCAAUGGUUUCUCUGACAACCAUGAGGUGAUCUACAUCUCGAGUGAGACUGGUGCUUCUGCCCUGCUGAACUACUAG